Messenger RNA from Danio aesculapii, 12312 nucleotides. It is a transcript of the gene baiap2a, whose product is annotated as BAR/IMD domain containing adaptor protein 2a. Gene Ontology annotation, cellular component: nucleoplasm; cytosol. Gene Ontology annotation, biological process: plasma membrane organization; actin filament bundle assembly; actin crosslink formation. The record is from RefSeq and is a predicted model, not a curated record. The transcript has 11 exons. Gene Ontology annotation, molecular function: protein binding; cytoskeletal adaptor activity. Lineage: Eukaryota; Metazoa; Chordata; Actinopteri; Cypriniformes; Danionidae. Bases 62 to 1438 code for a protein of 458 amino acids.
UGUUUUCCGCUGUUUUAACUGACAUGUGUCCUUCUUCUCCGCAGGGGAUGUGCUUUUCCAGAUGGCCGAGGUUCACCGGCAGAUUCAAGUGCAGUUAGAGGAUAUGUUGAAAUGUUUCCACAAUGAGCUGCUGUCGGAGCUGGAAAAGAAGGUGGAUUUGGAUGCAAGAUACUUGACUGCGGCUCUUAAGAAGUACCAGAUUGAGCACAAAAGCAAAGGCGAGAGUCUGGAGAAAUGCCAGGGUGAGCUGAAGAAACUGAGGAGGAAGAGCCAGGGCAGCAAAAACCCCUCCAAGUACGGCGAGAAGGAGUUGCAGUACGUUGAGGCCAUCAGCAGUAAACAGAGUGAGCUGGAUACCUUCAUUGCAGAGGGCUACAAAACAGCACUUUCAGAGGAACGUAGGAGAUACUGUUUCCUGGUGGAUCGCCAAUGUGCUGUAGCCAAGAACAGCAGCGCCUACCAUGGCAAGGGUAAGGACUUGUUAACCCAAAAGAUCCCGGUGUGGCAGCAGGCCUGUUCAGACCCCAACAAGCUGCCGGACAGGGCCAUGAUGCUCACCCAGCAGAUGACCUCUGGAUCGAGCACCCUCCUCUCCAGCCCUCUGCACUCAUCCAAGGGCAACCUGGUCAUCUCUGAUCCCAUUCCUGGAGCACAACCGCUGCCCGUGCCCCCCGAACUAGCUGCCUUCAUGGGAGGUGGCCUGGGCCAGGGGAGGCUAAUGGGUCCUGAUGGCAUGUCUCUGGUUAAUGGGACAACGGGGGUCCAUGGAGAUGAUUACUGGACAGACGGAGUGUCUCAGGGAAGACCACCUUCCCCACAAAAUCCAUCUCAAACACAGAGCCAGCCCCAGAGACAGGUCAGCGACGUCUAUUCCAACACCCUGCCUGUCCGCAGGCCUCAGCCUGCUAAAAACAAGACCACUGUGGGAGAGACACGAACUUUGCCCAGGUCAAGUUCUAUGGCGGCUGGUCUGGAGAAGAACGGACGCUCUCGCGUACAGGCCAUUUUCUCCCACGCCGCAGGCGACAACAGCACCCUCCUCAGCUUCACCGAGGGCGACAUCAUCACCCUUCUGGUGCCAGAGGCUCGGGACGGCUGGCACUAUGGAGAGAAUGAGAAAAACAAGAUGCGUGGCUGGUUUCCUUUUUCUUACACCCGAGUGCUGCCUGACAGUGAUGGUGAGAAGUUAAGAGUCAAUCUUCACCAUGGGAAGAGCAGCAGCACAGGAAACCUGCUGGAGCGGGAGGACAUGUCCUUGCCCAUGCCUGACUAUGGUUUGACUGCCCGACUGUUGGCACAGAGCCUUACACAGAGCCGACAGCGUCCCUACAGCAUGGCAGGCUUUGCACAGCCAGCGCUAGAGGAUUAUGACAGUCAGUUUGCCACAAGGUCAGGAUCAGAGCUGUUCAUCUGUGUGCCCUCGGCCCAUCAUCUGUAGGAGCCUCUAGAUGAAUCCAUACAAUAAAUGAUUCAGGUUCAAAACUGUAGGCCUAGAGGCAGCAGGAUACAGUUUUAUAUCAUCCCUCAGUUAAAAAAAAAGUGCAGUGUGUAGUAAUGCAUUUACAAUAAAUAUGUGUUUAUUAGAAAGGUUUGAAAUUAGAAUUGUGGAGCUUCAUUCAAAGUUAAUUUAUACUUUUUUAUAUAAAAAUUUUUUAUACUUAAGGUUGAAUAAAUAUUACUUUGUUUUAACAUAUAAAAACAAAGGACUGCGGUUUAAAGUGUGUAAACUAGUUAUACAGUAUUUAUGUCUAUUAAUCUGAAAAUUUCUUUAAAACCCAGGCCAACCACGAUGCUCAGUAGAUGAACUUUGCCUUUAGUUUAACAUGUAUAUUACACUUUGACACUUUUUGGGUUAAAAAUACUCAAAUUAAUACUGUACCCGUGGCUUGUGAUGAUAUAUUAUGAUGCAAACCUUUGGUCUGUGCAAGAAAUUGAACAUUAUUUUUAACAUUAUUAAUCCACAACCUCAGGAAAAGAGGAUGAUUCUUUUCUGCCAAUAUGUUUUUGGUUUAAAAUGACAGAUUUUUACCUAAUCAUACAAUGAUAAUCACACAAUACUAAAGUUACACCCAAUAGUGGGAUGAAACAUGGAAAUGUUCUUCAACUUACCUUUUCACAUAAACCUUGAGAAAUUAUUUACAUGUUUUAUUUAGCCCCUUAAUUCAAGUAAUAAGUUCAUACAUGAACUUAUUACCAGCUCAUCAUGAAUGAAUGAAUUAGAAAAAAAAACUGCAUCAUUAUACAUGCACGAUGGCAUGUUGGCACGUUUUGAGUCUUUCUUGCAUCCUAAAGUGAGUUCUGAGUAAAUUUGUGCCACAAAAAGUUUCAGCCAGUUCAGUUUAGUUUAGAAAACUGGUUGAAAAGGAUGAUUUGGUUGCAAACUGGAUGUCACUCUGGACUAUUUGCCUGUGGAUUAAACAAACAGUAAUAAUGCUUUAAAAAUGUUCAGUCUCUUGCACUGACCUAUCGUUUUGCUUCAUAACAUUCUCAGUAUAUCAUCAUGAGCCUGGAUAUGACUCUCAACAUGCUACUGACCAGCUAAAGUGGGUGAAUUAUCUCUUUAAUGUAUAAUGUUUCACGGUCAUAUAUUUUUAAAAUGACAUUGACAUUGUCUAAAUGACAUUGUAAGCACUUUACUGUAAACAAGAUCUGAAAAAAUUAAGUCAAAAUAUUGCAAGUUUAAUUUAGCUAUAUAUUUUUGGAAGAUGAAGUAACUUUAAGAUUGAACUGGACCUGACCUUUUAGCCAAUAUGAAUUCCCAGUCAAUAUGUUGUCAGUCAUUUGUAGUUUGACAGGUUGAAGUGUAAGCCCUGCCCCUUCCCACCUUCAUCCCCGCCCAUUUGUGGCUGUCUUGUCUUUUCUUCAUUUCUCUCUGAAUGUGUCCGACCUGGCAAGCUUCCUUCUCUCUUUGUUUCACAGUUCCGAUGGCAAAUUGAUUUCGACAGUGUGAACACAGACAGACUAUCAGACACAGAUCCGGAUAGCACAGGGGCCACGCCCCUUCUUCCCUUAGCCCCUCCCCCCUUAAGCUCUGCCUCCACACACUCCUCCUCCAAUGGAAGGGGCCAGUCUCAUCCCUCCUUUCUGUCCUCUCUUCCUCCCUGCGUCUUGCUGGGGCGAUAGUGGCGGUCGCGUGUGGUGGGUCGGGGGGGAACUCUGAGAAGAACGACCCGAACGCAGUCCAACUGCUCGCCUCGCUGCUUUACGGACUCUGAUUCGCCUGUAGUGACGCCGCUAUGACAUCGCUGUGGACUCCAAAGAGACUGCUUACCACUUCCCGUCUUUCAUGCAUGAGCACAAGUUCUGCUAUGUGGUUGUUUUUUAAAAAAAAGAUGACAUCUCAUGUAAAAGUGCCAAAAGAGAAGCAAAUUUGGUCUUUUGGAGCAGCAUCUCCUCAUUCCGAAGCUCUUGCUGAGUGUGUGUGUGUUUUUCUAAGCAGAUGUGAUGGGAGCCUCAUGCCAAAAUGAGGAAUGUUCUGUUUUUUUAUUCUUAUCUGUGGUUUAGUUGUGCAGAGUAUACUUUCUCUCUGUGUGAGCCUUUCCGUUUUGUGAAUCCCUCAUGUAUUACCUGGUGCUCCUCUGGUCCAGAGGCUGUGUCGCUUUGUGCCACUAACAAACAGCAGCAGCAGCUUAGAUUUUCCUCAUAUUUGCAGACGCAAUUGUAACAAUUGGAAGGAAAAUCACUAUUUUCACUCAAUAAACAAGUGCCAAAUGAGAGCCGACCUUCCAAAGUAAAGUGAAGGUCGCAUGAGCUUCAAACACUCGGGUGGGACGGUGCUGUUCACCUGACUGGCACACGUCCAUCACCCUACAUGCAUGAAAGAAAAGUGCUCGGAGCAGAAACCUUUUCCCACUCCCCCCUCCAAAAAAUCCCAUUAUCCUGCCUCAGACACCUUAAAAUAUGGGAUCAGAAUAGUAUUAAAAUCAAUAUUUCGACUGUGAUUCACAAAUGUGUGACUUUAUUCACAAAACGAGCUGUGUCAAAAAAAUCUUAGAGAUAUUCACAUUGCGCUUAAUCACAGUUUACUGUUGUUCUUUUAACUCAAGUGAAGAAACAUUUAUGUACUUGUCAUUUAGAAGUGGAGUUAGGACUUAAUUGUACCUGUUUUAGCAUUUGACGAGAAUCUGAUGUAAAAUAGCAGCAGAAAACAGUGGAAUAAAAAAAUGAGCUUUAAGGCUUGUAAACAAAGAAGAGACAUUUGUACCAUUAAUGGAUAUAGUUUUAAAGGAUAUAGUUUUAAAUAUUAUUCUUAAUAUGAGACAACAGCACAGUUUUAGAUACAAUAUACAAUAUAGUGAAACACUACAUAGUUAGAGUCACUUUCAGCUUUGAUUCAAAAACACAGAUAGACCAUCAUAAUUAAAUCAAAUAUAAAGAGCAACAAUUUGUUGUACCUUCAAAAUAAAUGAUGAUUAGGAAUGAUAGAGAUUCCAUUGUUAUUCCAGAAAUGUCCUUUUAUUAUGAGAUUUAUUUUUAUAAUCUUUUUGGACUUUGGAAUUUGAAUUACCAUCUAGUUCACCCCUCGAUUCCCAUUUAAGAGGAAGAAGGCCAUGUUAAGUUAGAGAUUUUGGCACAUUUUGAACUAUGGCAAAGACGAAAAUGUCUGUAUCAUUUACCAUUGGACAGCCUGAAAUGCUAACUUGGACACUUAAAGCACAUUUUAGCCAUAACAGGUUUUAGUCUCUUUCCCUGCAUACUGCCAAAGAGGCAGAAUUAGCCAUUAAGCAGUUUAGGCUAAUGAUUUCAGACUUACAAGGUGCACUAUGCAGUUUCUAAUACAUAAAAUUACCUUAACUAUUCAGCAUUAGUAUCGAUGUUUUCUCUUUUCUCUUUAAAAAAUAAAAAUAAAUAAAUACACCAACUUGAUUCACUCUUAGGUGUGUUUAAAAAUAGCAUGUUGAGGUCAACAACUGGUUAGAGCCUUGUAAAUAAGCAAGAACAGCACAAUUUGACCCCGAUAUAACUUGAAUUCUCCUCAUGACUUGGAAAAAUGAAUGAAUAACUAAACCUAUUUUUCUAUUUGUCCCCAAUUACAAAGCGCACAGCAGCAGUAGGUCAUGUACAUCUACUUUAAUUACUUUAAAAUGCUGCACAUGUGCUUGGCAUAAUAGAUUCUCAACAUUUGCUAGUGUGGACCAAAUAUUCCUAAUGUUCUUGUGUGACUGGGCCUUAAUCAAGAUAAGUGUUUUAUUAUUUGCUAACACUUUACUUUUAGUACCAAUUCCCACUAUUGAUUAGUGGCGUAUUAUCUGCUCAUUAUUAAGAUAUUGGAUGCUUUAUUAGUACUUAUAAAGUAUGUUAUUCUACACCCCCUAGUCCUACUCAAUACCUAAACCCAACUACUACUUUACUAACUAUUAAUAAGCAACACAUUGGUAUCGGGCUGCACAAUAUUGGAAAUAUCUGAUAUUGUGAUAUUUUAUUUUGCUGCGAUUUGUAUUGCGAUAUGAAUAUAAUUUCAGCAGAUGACUUGAAUAGAUCUAUCUGGAAUAAAAUAAGUAACUUUGAUUGGAAUAAUCUUGUAGAUGAGUGAAUCAAAGAAAAUUCUAAGAAUAUACAAGAUAAAAGUGAAAUAAGUAGUCAGGUAUUCAGGUACAGUAAUACAAUACGAUAUUAUCAUGAUAUUUUCCCCCCGAUAAUGAUAGAUCAUGAUCAUAUAUCACAAGAAAAAAAACAUCUGCAAUAUAUACCUCAUGCAUAUCGCUAUUUUGUCCUGCUCCUAUUAUUGAAUAAUUAAAUGUAAUGUAAACACUGUACAUUCUUCAUUGCUGAUCAACAAUAAUUCCAACUCCACAUUGCAGAUGCUGCGAUGUGACUAUUGCGAAUGCACAUAUUGCGAUAUCGAUGUUGAAACGAUUUAUUGUGCAGCCCUACAUUAGUAUUUUAUUGAGCUAAAAGUCUUAGUUAAUGGUUUGUUAAUAGCAAGAAUUGUACCUUAAAAUAAAGUGUAACCAUUCAUUUGAUUAACAAGUACAUGCCCUUGAGUCAGUGUAGUGAGAGUUUAUUAUGAUAUGUUUGUUUUAUUUAGUGAAUAUUAAUUACAGUAGGUUACACAUUCAUGCAUCACAUUGGCCGAAAUAUUCAUUUUAGCCUAUUCUGAGUCCAUAUCGAAGCGCCACCAGCCCAUGUCUCUUAAAAACAUUCCCAUUGUAGUAUGUUUCCAUGCAGUUUUAGGAUGAUGACUGACAGAUCCUCUGGAGCUGUGGUGUGGUCCUCGCUGUGUUGCUGUUCUUUUUGUUUCUUCUUUUCUUUUCUUUUUUCUUUUCUUAGUUUUUUCCUUGGGAAAUAGACAAACUAGGAAAAAUGCACAAGAAAUCGGUGUAACAAUCACAUUAUGCAUGCUGAGGAGGAACAUAGUGAACAUUGACCUUGAAUGUAUGGUGACUUUUUACGAAUAAAAGAAUAAAUAAAUAUCUAUAUAUUAAUAAAACAUUUGUUCAAAUGAGCUUUUGAUGAUUUUUAAUUUGUCAUCUUUCAAUUUGCACUUCAUUGAAAGCUGCACCCACAGUACAACUCGGCAGAAAAGACCAUUAUUGUAAUUUUUUAAAGAGUUUAUUUUCUAAAUUAUUUCUAUAUAUUUAUUAUUUUUAAUUUUAUACAGGAUAUUUAUUAAAAAGGAACAUCCCACUUAAAAAUAGGCCCGUUUUACAACUCUCCUAGAGUUAAAUAGUUGAGUUUUGCCAUUAUUAAAUCUAUUCAGCCAAUAUUCAGGUCUGACAGGAGCACUUUUAGCUCAGAUUAGUUUAGCUUAGCAUAGAUGAUUGAAUUGAAUUAGACCAUUAACAUCUUGCCCAAAAAAUAGGUUUUGAUAAUUUUCCUAUUUAAAACUUGACUAUUCUGUAGUUACUGUGUACAAAGACUAAGUGUUCACGUCGCUUAUAUUGACAAAACAAGAUUUUUAGGCUGUAUGUAAUAUCAUUGCACCUGCUACAGCCAUGGCACGGCAGCAAAGUUUCUUGUUUGUUACUCUGAAUAUAAGAAUAUAACUAAAUAAGAAUAUAAUUCCUAUUGAUAUUAACCUAGAAAAUAGCAACCUUUCAUUUCUCUUCCAUGGCUCUUUAUACACAAUAUACAUAUAGAAGAUAUGAUAUAUGAUAGUAAAGUUAUUGAAAUCAUUUUUGAGGGAGAUGCUAAUGGUCUAAUCUGAUUCAAUGGUUUAUGCUAAGCUAAGCUAAACAUGCUCUUACUAGACAUGGAGAUCAUGUGAAUGGAUUUUAAAAAUGGUAAAUCUCAACUGUUAAACUCUAUUGAAAAUACGAGCCUAUUUCCCUCCACAAAAGUGUGGUGUUCUUUUAACAAACCAAAACAAGUAGCUUAAACUAUUUCAGGCCAUUUGUUAAAUAAAGUAAUCAUUCAGUUCUUUGACUUUCUCACUUGCACCCACAUGCUGUACCAGCAAGAUGAGUUUAUCCACAAUUAAACUAAAGUUGCCUUUCUUUGAAAGCAACUAUUGACCAACAUUUCAUGAACCUGAAGAGCACACAGUCCUAGCGUAUACAGUUUGUGUGUUUGUGCAUCAUAACGUUGCGUCUGUAUGAAUCUGUGACCUGUCUGUGUUUCUGUGGCUGUGCUUGCCUGCUCGCCUUGGUUUCUUCUAUUGUAUUUUAGUUCUUAAGAUCUGAUCUAUAUAAGACGUGUAGUUUUCCAAGCAUGCUUUUUUAGUUGAAUAACUGUGAAGGGAUUUGAUAUUUAAAUGUGCUCUUCAAGAGUUCAUCGUUCUUCAUACACAUCUCUCUUUACUAAUCGAACCUCCAAAGCAAACUGCUAUGGGCAGACCUUUCAUUUUGUUUGCACUAUAUUUUAAACCCAUGUCAUUCUCUAGAAGUCAGUUAUUUGCUCAUCUACGAACUGUGACGUCAUCCAUGACCAGUCGCCAAAAGCGCCAGUAACCUACAGUACGGCCAUCGUACGCAACACUAACAAGUCAUGUGAAUGCGGUGGAAAUGUAGCCAUGCAUAGCCUCGGUCUCAGGUACAAACCCCUGGACUCUCUUUACCUUCCAGUUUGGGUCCUGAAUUGUCCCGGUUCUGAGUGUUACAGGACCUCCGUAAGUCACCUGCCUCCAUCGCUGCUCAGCCAAAACCAGUCAUGGCUUUUUUAUUAUUAUUUUUCUUUUGUUUUCUUUUUGGUUUCUGAUUCUCAUUCGCUUCUCGGCUUAAACUGGGCGACAGUUUUGUCUCAUGCCGCCACCUGCCUCUCCGGUUGGUUCUUGGCUUUGUGUGUGCGUGUGUGUAUGUGUGUUUUAGGGCUGUGCAAUAUGGCCAUAUAUAUUGUAUGGACAAAAUAAAAAGUCUAUGGUUUUAUAUUACGCUCUAUAUGGUGUCACAAAAUACUUUUUUCAUAAUUUGUAUGAGUGCUAUAUUGCAUGUCAUUACAGGGAUAUAUUUAUAUUAGUUUAUUGUUAUUUUUUAUAUUGUUGUAAUAUCUAUUUCAAUUCCAUGCAUUUUUAAUAAAAAAGUUCAGGUGAGGGUUAUUAGUAUUUUAUUAGAUACAAAUGAAUAAUUUGAGAACAGAGCUCUGGGUUAAGUUACCCCAGUUCAAUACAAGAAUUACUUUCAGGAGGUUCGCAACUAACUUACAUUUCCCUGACUCCAAAAUAUAUACACAACUGAUAUUAUCAGGUGCAGUUUUGGUGUAAUGUCACUUAUCAGUCAUUCUGCAAUCCUUUGGCUGUUGCACCCAAACAUACUUCCUCUUUCUGCAACCCUUCUCUGCAUACCAUAACUGAACAGUUAAGUGCAUCUUCAAUAUAUUUUACAACUUCUACAAGCAUCCAGCUCCGUGUGACAUGUCUAGACUUCUUGUUAGACAGAAGUCUGGAGCAAGACCUCCUGCACUAUAUUUAUUAUUAUUCUGCUAUUUCCCUCUUGUCAGCAGUUCUUUCUAAGAAAUAUGCAACACUGUAAGAAAUAAGUAUGUUUGGUUAAUAUAUGGUAUCAUACAAAGGAAAAAGAUUGAUUAAUCUGUUGUAAGUCUAUUUUGUUUCUAAUAAAAAAUAAAGACACAAAAGUAAUAAAAAUGUAUUUAUUUUCCCCACAAUAUGCAUAGAUGUUAUAUUUUAUAUUAUACAUUACACUGAAAGUAAACUGUCAAAUGUAAACAAAGAAAAAGUCCUUUACAUUAAAUAUAAAUUAUUAAUUGAUUGAAUAUAUAGAAAUAGUUCUCUGUUGAAUGUAUGUAUGUAUCGUAAAUGAUAUUAUAUUGAUCGCAUAUAAGAGCAAUAUCACAUUCGUAGCAGUACAAUAUGGCUGUAUAUCAACACUACUGGAAACCGUGCGUUGGCUCGAGGCUACAGACUAAGUGCCUUAGUGUCCAUGCAGAGCCCAUAUGUAGCCAUAUUGCACUGCUACGAGUUUGAUGUUACAUUCAUACAACAGUUCGGCAUAAUCAUGUAUAUAAAGUAAAUCAAAUAUGUAGAGUCUCAAAAAUAAUUUUGUAUGAGGAACUACUUUUUCUGCCAACUGCAACUGAGCGUCAGAACGGCAGAAAUCGUUGCUAAUUCACAAACCUCACUUUAGAACUUGUAUUUGAAUGAUUCUCUAGCGUACUGUCUAAAGUUAUGACAAAACAGGUGAUUUUUGCUCGCAUUGUAAGAUUAUAAGGCUAAACAGUAUGAAAUGCCGUCAGUCUACAGAGAUUUCCUGGUAAUUCUCUGUUGCAAUCUGGAUUUCACAAUAAUUAACCACAAAAAAGCCAAAGCAAAGCAAACACUACCAGAUUACUAUGGUAUAAAUACAGCACUACAAAAUACAAAAGAGAGCGAGAUCAACUUAGAAUGUCACUUAGCUGUGCUAUAAUGAUUUGUUUAGCAGUUGUUUGAAAUUUACGCUGAAAAAAUGCUGUUUUUCCUUACUUAAGGACUUGUUAUGCUGUCACUGUCGUCAUCUUGUGGUGGAACGUCAACAUAAUGUGUAUAUAUAUAUCGGGAUCAGUAUAUCAGAUGACUUAUAUUGCGAUAUGGGAUUUUUGUCAUAUCGCCCAGCCCUAAUGUGUGUUUGUGUGUGUGUGAGAGAGCUGUAGUACAUACCAACCCGAGAGGUCAUAGGUUGCCAGGAAAUGGUGUUGGCGCUGGAGGUAACCACCCGAAUCUAACUCUUGCAUGCUUCUUUCAAUGCUGACAGAAGUAACAGUGUCUUGUUUUCCAUUUGCAUGCCUUUGCUCCAAACACCCUUCAUAGACUCCUGUUCAUAAGUACAUGUCAAAUUGAACCACAGUAUGACUCCUCAACUCAGAGUGCAGUAGAGUUGUAAGUUGCUUAUUUUCAGUGGGUCACCAGCAAAGCCUGCAUUUAGGGCAUACUGACCGUGUUUGUUCUUCCACCUCCUCUCCCAUCUAGUGACCGUGCCCUGGAGCUCUACCUCAGGCCGAGCCUCAUGGACGACCGCUCCGCUCCUCUCUACUACUAGAGCGGCCGGCUGCGCUGUGGCCUGUGCGCUUUGUCGCCCUCUUCUGUUCUGUCUGUGUCAUUGCAAGGAAGCAGAGCACAUGCAUUUACCCAAGGGCACGGAGCUUGUCGUGUCUUGAAAUAAAAAAAAAGGAUUAGAUAAUUCUGUAGCUACAUGAUUAUCGGUAUUUGUAACCACCAAUUCACAUAGUUCAGAUUUUUUUUUGUUUUUGUUCUCAACCGAACUAAUGAUGAUAAUGAUCUUGAUGGGAGGUAUUUGGAAAAAAGUAUGUGUGAUUGUUUAAUAUGAGAUCCUUUAUUCAGAACGAAUGUGAAAAUGUAAGAGUAAGUAUUUUCCAAGAUGUUAUUUCUAUAUGUAAACAGUUUGUAAGUAAAAGCCUCUAAGUGCUGUCUGAAAUCUCCUUCUAAGAAAAAAAUAUAAUUUUUCUGAGACUUCUAUGUUUGUUUUUUCACUUUAAAUAGAAACAAAAGAACCUGUUAUUUUCCAUAAAAGUGAAUUUCCUGACCAACACACAGGAGGCUGAGAAAAAUGCUGAUUUCAGAUGGCAUUUAGAGACUUUUGCAUAUAAACUCUUUGAAUGCAGUUCUAUAGGGAAGCCUUUCUUUUUGUGUGUCGGUUUUCUGCCGAUGAAGCCUCUUUUCGCAAGGGUUUUUGAUACUGUGGUCGCUCUGUAUUUAACUGACCGCUGUGCUUUGCUCAAGUUAUAGCUUAUUCUCUGUUUACACAGAGUCUGUACAGUAUAGAUGCAAUAUAUAGUCAUGCGAACAGCACUGACGCAGGAUCUGUGCCUUUUCCUGUUGUUUUGUGCUUUGAAUAUCCGCAUCUUCACUGGUGUAAGUAAAGGGAUUGCUUUUAUGUGAUAUUUUGUUUCUUCUUUUAUUUUUUUUACUAUCAUUUGAUUUUAUUGUUUGCUUUAAUUUUAGAAAUUUUAAUGACUGUUAUAGAUAUUAAAUGGGUUUAUUUGUCACUUGCUGCUUUUGCUUUUCGCAAUCUGAGCAAUACUGCUUAUUAAAUAUGAACAGUAGAUUUGCUGAAUAAUAGUGAGCAUAUUAAAAUGGCCAAUUGUGUACAUAUAUCGUUGGUUUUGUUUUCUGCUUUAAGGACUGAAUUGUUUGGGAGCAGUCAUCUUUGUGUUUGUGUAUCUGAAAUGACUUUGUUACAGGACAUACAAAAAUCAGGUAGUUUAGACGCUGAUAUGGAUUGCAUGUUUUAUAAUAGGGCGCCUUUUAUGGAUUGUGUGAGGAUGAUGGUGGGAAUGUUGUGUGAUUCUUUGAGGGAGCGAGCUUCAAAAACCCAUUUUAUAUAAUGUUUUUGUUUUUUGGCUUUUCUGUUUAUUCUUAUUUAUGGAGAACUGCAAAUGUAUGUGCACAUUCUUGUCUUUUCUGAAAUAAAAAAGGAAAUGUAAAAAAAAAAACUAUAUGAUCACUAACACACAGUAGAGUCCAAAUGACAGAACUCACAGGAGAUCUGAUGUGUAUUUUUGUGUUUCAACUAAAGAUCAAGUCACUUUUUUGGGUCAAAUCAUGCUGUAUUAUGGGAUAAUUUUUUCAACACUGCAUUUGCAGUAAAAUAAAAAUUAUUGGAGUUUGUUACAAGAAAGUCAACAAUAUGUUACUGUUACUUGCUGAUCGUUUGUAACCAUUUGCUAUUUCGUGAAUACUAGUGAAAAUGGUAUUCAACAACAGAUCAUUUACCAAAUGUGACGACACAUAGAUAUUCAUAUUAUGUUUAAACUAAAUUAAAAUUGAAAUUAUUACAUAUUGUUAAUGGUUCAAAUACAAAAGGGAUUUUUGAAUGUCAAAACAAUAAAAUUGUAAUAGAUUUAUUAUUUUCUUCCUGUAUAGAAUGUGUCCUGUUAUUAUUUUUGCUAACAAUUUAAGUAAUAAAUAGUUUGUUGUCUUUUGUA